Messenger RNA from Pyricularia pennisetigena, 462 nucleotides. RefSeq lists its product as uncharacterized. The transcript has 4 exons. Lineage: Eukaryota; Fungi; Ascomycota; Sordariomycetes; Magnaporthales; Pyriculariaceae. The record is from RefSeq and is a predicted model, not a curated record. Bases 1 to 462 code for a protein of 153 amino acids.
AUGGCCUUUUCACGUACCCUCAUCCCCGCCGGCCGGGCAGUCCUGACCAGGGCCACCGCCAACAUGGUCCCGCGCCAGUUUGCAGCGCAGUCGCUGCGUCGGUACGCGUCAAUCGGGGACUCGCAACCGCCGCGCUCGCCCUUCGACGGCGACGACAAGGAAAAGGCCGACCUAGUGAAUAAGCUCAGGUCCGACCCGUGGGUCAAGGAGGCGACGGGCAAGAUUGCGCAGAACCCGGAGGCGGUCAAGGCUAUUAUGGAGUUUGAGCAGAUUCUCAAGGCCAAGGGCUUUGACUUUCGUGCUGGCCAGCAGCCGUCCAAGCUGCAGAUGAUGAAGCUCAUGCUUGACAAGGACUUCAGACAGGCGAUGCUCAAGCUUGCUGAGGAGAUGCAGAAAGCGGGAAUAGAUGGAAACAGCCCGCAAAUGAAGGAGAUGAUGAAGCGCAUGGGCCUGGGCCAAUAA